Molecule: messenger RNA, 972 nt
Organism: Brassica napus (rape)
Lineage: Eukaryota; Viridiplantae; Streptophyta; Magnoliopsida; Brassicales; Brassicaceae
Product: membrane steroid-binding protein 2-like
Exons: 3
Coding region: 113-781 (222 amino acids)
Cellular component (GO): endomembrane system; membrane
Source: RefSeq, a predicted model, not a curated record
AAUUAUGAUUUUUCCUUGUAAUAAAAAGAAACAAACGUUACGGACUGUUUGGCUCUAAACCAGUGACCACCACCGAUUCUCUCUCUCUCUCUCUCUCUCGAUUGGAUUAGUCAUGGUGGUUGAACUAUGGGAGACGGUAAAGGAAACCAUCACAGCUUACACCGGACUCUCUCCGGCGGCGUUUUUCACCGUCUUAGCUCUGGCUUUCGCAGUCUAUCAAGUCGUCUCCGGCUUCUUCGUCUCUCCCGGGGAACACCGUCCUCGCUCGACGGAGGAUUACCCUCAGCCGGAGCCCCUUCCGCCUCCGGUUCAGCUCGGAGAAAUCACGGAGGAGGAGCUUAAGCAGUACGACGGCUCAGAUUCAAAAAAGCCCCUUCUCAUGGCCAUCAAAGGCCAGAUCUACGAUGUUUCCCAGAGCAGGAUGUUCUAUGGACCAGGUGGACCAUACGCUCUGUUUGCAGGGAAAGAUGCAAGCCGAGCUCUUGCUAAGAUGUCCUUUGAGGAAACCGAUUUGACCGGAGACAUCUCUGGUCUCGGUCCAUUUGAGCUAGAUGCGUUGCAAGACUGGGAGUACAAGUUCAUGAGCAAGUAUGUCAAAGUCGGAACCAUUCAGAAGAAUGAUGGAGAAGGCAAAGAAAGUGCAGAUUCUUCUACAAACACUGUAGAAGAAGCUUCCGCCGAGGUUGCCCACGGUGAAACUUCUAGAAGCAUAGAAGAGAAAACGGAAGAAACCUCGGAGAAGAAGGAUGUUGCAAAUGGUGAUGCGGCAAAGGAGGACUAAGGCAAUGAAGCAAAGCAGCACUUUACUUUCUCAUGAGAAAUUAGUGAGAUUUUUCAGGGUUUUAUGAGUCGUAAAUAUAGCUUUGAGUUGGAAGAAGCAAACUCAAUAAAUAAAAAAAAUGUAAGACUGUGUGUUACCUUUUGGAAUUUAUGACAUCUAAAUCUCGUUAUGAAAAGCUUCAGAUUACAUUA